AUGGCUAAAGAGCUCCAAGUGGAAGAGAAGGUGAAAGACGAAUCUUGUUUGUUGCCCGUUAUGGCUCUUUCAUAUCUCUUCCAAUAUCUUGACAAGUCAGCACUUGCAUCAACUGCGAUCAUGGGUCUUCGUGAUGAAUUAAAUCUCACCGGCGAAGAAUACUCUUGGUCAAGUGGAAUAUACUACUUUGGCUAUCUUGUGGCAUCUUACCCAGCGGGUGUACUGAUGGUUAGGUGGAGAGUUGGCAAAUUUAUUACGGCUUCUAUCCUGGCAUGGGGCGCAAUCCUGAUGUUGACGGCCACAUGCCAUAACUCUAGUGGGCUGCUUGCAACACGAUUUUUCCUCGGUGUUGCUGAGGCGGCAAUUGCUCCCGGACUCACAAUUAUCAUAUCCAUGUUCUAUAAGCGAUCCGAGCAGCCUCUUCGCCAUGCAGCGUGGUUUCUAGGAAACACAUGUGCCGGGCUAUUUGGAGGGCUGCUUAAUUAUGGGAUCGGGCAUAUAGAAACUAUUGCGCCGUGGAAGGCAUCAUUCCUUAUUCUUGGAGGGGCAACUGUUGCCUGGUCAAUUUGCAAUAUUUUCCUGCUUCCAGAUACGCCCUCAAAUGCAUGGUUCUUGAAUAGUUCGGAUCGGGAGAAGGCUGUGGCGCGAGUUCAGGAGAACCUGACCGGAAUCAAGAACGACAAAUUCAAGUGGGAACAAUGUCUAGAGGCUGUUAUGGAUAUGAAAACUUGGUUUUUGGUUCUUAUUCAAUUCAGCUCUAAUAUUCCAAACGGUGGAGUAACAACUUUCCGGUCUAUUAUUCUUACUGGGAUUGGCUUCAGUACAUUCGAUACUUUGCUACUGCAAUGCGUGCCAUAUCUUGUUCAGCUAGCCCUGGUUAUCAUUUGCACUGGCGGGAGUAGCUACUUCCGGAAUACCCGGACUUUCUGGAUGAUGCUAUCUUUUGCAGUUGCACUUGUCGGAGCAGCACUUGUUCGUGAACUACCGGAAAAUGACAAAUGGGGUCGUUAUGCUGGGACCUGUCUAAUGGGAGCCAACUCGGCUUCUUUUCCAUUGCUGAUGUCGAUGGUUUCUGGCAACAUUGGUGGCUUUACAAAGAAAACAACGGUGAACGCAUUGAGCUUUAUUGCUUAUUGUGCAGGUAACAUUAUCGGCCCGCAACUGUUUUUCGAAAGAGAAGCACCAUCAUACGACUCAGGCUUUAUUGCCCUCAUGCAAAAUGAGUCCCUAAGCGCGGCGGACGCCGGUGAUAUGCGAACAGACACAAUUAUGGCUAUGAUGGACAGAACAGACAAGGAGAUCGGCCACUUUAGAUACGUAUACUAG
Molecule: messenger RNA, 1326 nt
Organism: Penicillium cosmopolitanum
Lineage: Eukaryota; Fungi; Ascomycota; Eurotiomycetes; Eurotiales; Aspergillaceae
Product: MFS allantoate transporter
Exons: 7
Coding region: 1-1326 (441 amino acids)
Biological process (GO): dipeptide transport; tripeptide transport; allantoate transport
Cellular component (GO): plasma membrane
Molecular function (GO): dipeptide transmembrane transporter activity; allantoate transmembrane transporter activity
Source: RefSeq, a predicted model, not a curated record